UUCCUCUUCUUCCCCCACACACAAGUACUAGGUCCUGUCGUCGAGCAAGCUGCGGCGAAGAAAGGCUCUAAGAAGUUUCAUUGCACCUUCGUCCCAAUAAUCCUCUUUAUCUUUAACAACAUUUUCGAAAAGAAUCAAUCCGUCCCUAGCUAUAUACGGUCUCCAGCUACAUACUUUAUCAUCAUCAUCCAAUCCAACUCCGACGAUUCCUGCCGUGCCGUCUGUUCGCACGUCGUCCGGCCGGUUUUCGUCGUCGCGCGGCGUCUCGAUCGCAGCAGCAAGGUUCUUUCAGCUCGUCGCAUGUUACUGCGACCCGCCAGCAGGCUGCCAUCCGUCGUCGUCUGCGGCGCAUGGGCGGCGUGCUCGGCGCGUUGCUCCACCGGCGGUCUGGCGGAAGACCGCCGGCGCAGGGCACGAGGAACCGGCACCUGGGACUCACCCGGCAGCCUUCCACCUACGACGCCACCGCCGCCGCAGCCGGCGGUCACCGGAAGGCCAUGCUGUCCAAGAAGUACUCCUACAUACCGGACACCUACACGUCGCUUGAUCAGGUGGCGGCGGCGCUGCGUGAGCAGGGUCUGGAGUCGUCGAACCUGAUCCUAGGCAUCGAUUUCACCAAGAGCAACGAGUGGACAGGGAAGCAGUCGUUCGGCGGGCAGAGCCUGCACAGGAUCAGCGACGACGCGCCCAACCCAUACGAGCAGGCGAUCAGCAUCAUCGGCAAGACGCUGGCUCCCUUCGACGAGGACAACCUCAUCCCGUGCUUCGGCUUCGGCGACGCCACCACGCACGACAACAACGUCUUCAGCUUCCACCGGGACAACACCCCCUGCCAUGGCUUCGAGGAGGUCCUGGCCUGCUACCGCACCGUCGUGCCGCACCUCAGGCUUUCCGGCCCGACGUCGUUCGCGCCCAUCGUGGAGGCCGCCGUCGACAUUGUGGACAGGAGCGGUGGCCAGUACCAUGUCCUCGUCAUCGUCGCCGACGGCCAGGUCACCAGGAGUGUCGACACCGGUGACGGCGACCUCAGCCCGCAGGAGAAGAGGACGGUGGACUCCAUUGUCAUGGCGAGCUCCUACCCGCUGUCCAUCGUGCUGGUUGGCGUCGGCGAUGGACCCUGGGACGACAUGCGCAGGUUCGACGACAAGCUCCCCGCGCGCGACUUCGACAACUUCCAGUUCGUGAACUUCACCUCCAUCAUGUCUCGGGCCGCGACGGCGCAGCAGAAGGAGUCGGCGUUCGCGCUCGCCGCGCUCAUGGAGGUCCCCAUCCAGUACAAGGCCACCAUGGAGCUCGGCAUCCUGGGGCGAUCCACGGGGAACGCCAAGAGAGUGUCCCCUGCGCCGCCGCCUCUGCCGAACGCGCAGAGGCAGUCGUCGCUGAGGAGGGGAGCCAGCAAUGUCGGCGCCGCCGCAGCGCCAAGAGAUGAUCAGGUGUGCCCAAUCUGCCUGACCAAUGCCAAGGAUCUAGCAUUCGGCUGUGGCCAUAUGACGUGCAGGGAGUGUGGGGAGAGCCUCACCAGAUGCCCGAUUUGUCGACAGCCGAUACGAUCAAAGCUGAGGCUAUAUUCAGGAUGAAAUGAUUAUGCUAAAACAGAGGCCAUGUGGGGGAGAAAAAAAAAAGAACAUAGUUUACUCGCCGUCAAAAUGUACAGAAUCUGUCAAACGAACGUGUAACAAUGAACGAGUCAGGGUCAAGUCCUCUUCGUCUCGAAUUUGCAUGAAUCGACGUUUCGUUUGUGAUGACAAAAGGUUUUAGUUCUCGACUGA
Sorghum bicolor (sorghum) is the source of this 1769-nucleotide messenger RNA. RefSeq names its product E3 ubiquitin-protein ligase RGLG4. Lineage: Eukaryota; Viridiplantae; Streptophyta; Magnoliopsida; Poales; Poaceae. The transcript is spliced from 6 exons. Bases 351 to 1577 code for a protein of 408 amino acids. The record is from RefSeq and is a predicted model, not a curated record.